AUGUUCGAAGAGGCGAGCGAAGUGUUCGAUAACAUGUUUAAAUCUUCCUUUCCCCUCACCUUCAUUGUAUUUAUCCCAGCGGUGCUCAUCCUGGUGUCCCCGCUCCAUGCCGAAGCCGCACAUGAGUUCACGGUAUAUCGCAUGCAGCAGUAUGACCUGCAGGGACAGCCGUACGGUACCAGAAACGCCAUCCUGAACACCGAAGCUCGUACUGUGGAGGCGGAGGUGUUAAGUCGUCGCUGUGUCAUCAUGCGGCUCGCAGAUUUCUCCUAUGACAAAUAUCAGAAAGCCUUACGCCAGUCUGCAGGGGCCGUGGUCAUCAUCCUGCCCCAAAACAUGUCCACUAUGCCCCAGGACAUAGUGCAGCAAUUCAUGGAGCUGGAGCCGGAGAUGUUGUCCACAGAGACCAUCGUCCCCGUCUACUUCGCCAUGGAGGAUGAUGAGCUGCUGUCCAUUUACACUCAAACCCUGACCUCCUCCUCCUCCCAGGGAGCCUUGUCUGCAGCUGAAGUAUUGGUGCAUACGGCCACUGCUAAUGGCUUCCAAAUGGUCACCAGUGGUGCUCAGAGCAAAGCCAUGAGCGACUGGGCCAUCACCAGUCUGGAGGGACGCCUGACUGGCGUCGGAGGAGAGGACCUACCCACAAUCGUGUUGGUGGCUCAUUACGACUCCUUUGGAGUUGCUCCGUGGCUGUCAUAUGGCGCCGACUCAAAUGGAAGCGGGGUGUCCAUGUUACUGGAGCUGGCCCGUCUCUUCUCCAAACUUUACACUUAUAAGAGGACACAUGCUGGAUACAACUUGCUGUUCUUUGUUUCUGGUGGGGGCAAGUUCAACUACCAGGGCACCAAACGCUGGCUCGAAGACAAUCUGGACCACACAGACUCGAGUCUUCUCCAGGACAACGUUGCUUUUGUGCUGUGUCUCGAUACUUUGGGCAACGGAGACGCUUUGCACCUGCACGUGUCCAAACCUCCUAAAGAGGGAACUCCACAGUAUGCUUUGCUCAGUGAGCUGGAAAUGGUGGCGGCCAGCCAGUACCCGGGGAUGAAGUUCUCCAUGGUCCACAAGAAAAUCAACCUGGCCGACGACAUGCUGGCGUGGGAGCACGAGCGCUUCGGGAUCCGCCGCCUGCCAGCCUUCACGCUCUCGCACCUGCCCUCGCACCGCCUGCCGCAGCGCUCCAGCAUCAUGGACGUGCGGUCAGUGUCCCCCUCCCCUCGCUACGGAGCGGGAGAGCCCCCUGCUGGGCCACACGUAGACAUUGAGAAGCUCAGCAGGAACACAAAGGUGGUGGCCGAGGCUCUAGCCCGAGUCAUUUACAACCUCACUGAAAAGGGAGCCCCGAGCGACCUGCACAUCUUCACUGAACAAAUGCAGGUACAAGAGGAGCACCUGUCCGCCAUGGUGGACUGGCUGACAGCACAGCCGCGGGCCGCCCAGCUGGUGGACAAGGACAGCAGCGUGGUGUCCACCUUGGAGUACCACCUGGGACGCUACCUCAAGGAUGUCAAGAAACAUUACGUCAAAGCAGACAAGCGGGAUCCAGAGUUUGUCUUCUACGACCAGCUCAAGCAGACCAUGAAUGCUUACAGAGUCAAGCCGGCCAUCUUUGACCUGUUGCUGGCCGUCUGCAUCGCUGCCUACCUUGGCGCCAUGUAUCUUGCCAUCCAAAAUUUUGGAGUUUUAUACAGCGUGGCACGAAGAGUCACCCAACCCAAAGUGAAGGCCCACUAAAGCCAGCCGAGACAACCUUCCAACCCCCAUAAACCCGUUUCUUGUUUUUGACACUCUCAGGGUGCUUUUCAAAGCCGCCCCAGUCAUUCCCAUUAUUCUCUGCCAUACAGCUAUGUGGUCACUUCCUGUGCUCGCUGCCUACUUGAAAUUUGCAUGCAGACAGAAGUAGUUUCAUACAAACCCCCCCCCCCCCCCCCCCCCCCCACACACACACACACCCUCACGCUCGUCUUCACCAAUGCACUGAUGUCACUGGCAGCUGGAGGGACGCAAAUCUGUCUUACUGUAAAAUAUAUUUUUUUCUAUUCUUCAGAACCUCUUUGAAAUAAUAAGCAAUCUUUUUAAGUGAAACAACUUUUAAUCGGUUGGAUGUUUUUUUUUAUUUAUCCACCUCAUAAUAUGUGGGCCACAUGGUUGGCUUACGAGCCAGUAAUGGGAAAAAUGCUAAUGAUUGAAAAGUACCUGAAAGUCCCGACUAGUUACUUGGCACUAACUAAAUCAUUCACUUUUGAGGCCAAACAAGCCAUGUAUUAAAAACAGAAGCCCGACUGAAGUAUUGUUAACCAAUCAAGUUCAUGUGUAGUAGUAUGUAGGUAACCUUUAAUGUUAAAAGUAAGAUAUUCACUCUACUUUGUCCCACUUUAAAAGAAAAAGUACGAUAUAGUAGAGCUUAGUCGAAAUGGAACCCUGAAAAGUGAUUCUAAUCACGUGUGUGUGCAUGUAUGUGGCUUCAUGUGUCUUAUUCUGACCUUCCCAAUGUCCUGUGUUUGAACGCAGCAAAAGGUAAAAGCCUCAAGUCCAUUUUCUUGUCUAAUCACACCUUUGUGUGUAAAAGUGCAUCUGCAACUUGAUAAAUUAAAUUUUUUUUUUUGUUA
Syngnathus typhle (broad-nosed pipefish) is the source of this 2609-nucleotide messenger RNA. RefSeq names its product nicalin (gene ncln). The record is from RefSeq and is a predicted model, not a curated record. Gene Ontology annotation, biological process: regulation of signal transduction. NCBI's taxonomy places the organism in Eukaryota, Metazoa, Chordata, Actinopteri, Syngnathiformes, Syngnathidae. Gene Ontology annotation, cellular component: endoplasmic reticulum membrane. The coding region runs from base 1 to 1734 and encodes 577 amino acids. The transcript is spliced from 15 exons.